AUUUUUUCAACUUGUUGUCAGCCACCCAGACUUUUGAAAAGAUAAAGAUUUGCAAAAGUUUUUGAAAGAGGAAAAUGUGAGUUUUUCAAGUAAUAAGAUACUCUUACUGGUAUUUGGCCACAAUCCCUGUGAGUAUGGGUGAUUUUUUCCACAUGCUAUCAAUGGCAAAACAACACUUGAUUUAAACUCCAUAAGUAUAUUUUUCAUAAAAUCAACAAUAAUUAUUACUAUUUUUAUCUUUAGGGGUCAUAAAUGUUUUUAAGAUAAAAUCAGUUGACACAACAUCCACUGAGCCACCUCUAAGGAAUUAUGUAGAAAUGGAGUGAAAAUUGAACUAAAUUCACUGCAACAAUAAGCUCUUCCACCAGUCAAUGUUGUAGAAUGGUGUAAAACAAUUAAAGAAACAUUGUACAUGAGAAGAAGAGUUGAAAGUAAGGAAUAUAAUUGGUAUGCUAUUCCAGAAUAUUGCCAUUUCAAUGGUAGUGUGUUGACAAUUUUCUUGCUGAUUGUAUGUAUAUGCCUGGGGGAUUUCUUUUGUGACAAAAUGUCUGUUGCAACUUAGUAAAACUAAGUUUGAUAAUCAUUAUUAAACUCCUUGCUCUGAGAAAUUAAUCUCUUUUCAACUCAGUGAUCAGUGGCUUAAUGGCAUCUCAUGCUCAUACACUUACAGUGUAAGGUAUAAACACUUUUUUUUAUUACAUAGCUUGCGGUGAGAAGCAAAGUGAAAAAGGGUCUUAGGACAAGUCUAUAUCAUGAGCUGUGGAUGAUUUCAGGCAUCAUAGUCACAAGGUACAAAAUGUUCCAGGAUUUUUGUAUGCUUUUUUGUUUUGUUUUGAUUUUUUUUAUCUAAGAAGUCUUUAUUUAGUAAAAUUGUGAUAUCACUGAAUUAUUGUUUAAUUACAUACAGUGUAUGUCUCAUUCAGGGCUGUAAAAUAUGAAUAAUUGUAGUUUGAAUUGUGGUAUACAGAGAGACAGUGUUUUAACCCUUCACGCUCUAACAUCAGUAUGCAUAUUCUCCAUACUGUUCUCUAAACAUUUUCUAAGAUGCUGACAUGGAGAAUUUGUCUAACAAUCAAGAGCUUCUCUAGUCAGUGAUCAGCUUGUUUAUUCUCCUGACCUUAAUGUUUGAUUCAGGAAGGAUACAGUUAGGAGAAAAUAGAUGUCAGUCACUCUUAGGGGUUAAACUGCUGAAUACUUGGUCCUUCUUUAUCAGUGUUAACCCUUUCACUCCCAAGAUCUGAUUGUAAAUUCUCCCCUUUAGCUGCUACAUAUUUCCCUAUAAAUUAGUUGUGAGAACUUGAUACUAGAUCAAGAUAAAAGCUUCAACCUGACAGGUUUGAAUAUUCUCAUUACCUGUUUGCUGAAUAAUGUAUGGAUAUUAUAGGGAGAAGUUUCAUGUUAAUCACUUGUGAGAGUUAAAGGGUUAAACCCUUUACAGGCCUCUCACCAGCUCAUGUUCUAAUUUUCUUUAUGAAAUUAGAUUAUGUUGAUUUGACACGGAUAAUACAAAAAUAAUUUUUAAAACGAUGCAAGGUCGUUUCAGGCAUUGGCUCACUUCAGGUGUUCAGUUAGUAAAACGGAGCAGAGACUGAGCGGAAAAGUGAAACAGCAAGAGAGGCUUGGGUUAGGUGAGAUUCAUUGAGUGACUCAACCCAAGCCUCCCUCGCUUUUUCACAUCUCUGCUACUAUAGUGCUGUUUACUAUCACACUUUGUUUUGCCGACUGAAUGCCUGGAACAGGCUAUUCAGGCACUAAUCAUAACCAUUGCAAUUUCUUCAAAUGUGAUUGGUGCAUUAGCUGCUUCAUUUUUUCACGUCUCAUUCUGUACAGCUUUAAUUGGACAGCAUAAUUGGACAGUUGGCUUUAAUCGGAUACCUGUAAUUGGACAGUUGAAGCAACGAAUCAUACUAAGUUCAGUCAGCUAAAUCCACCAAUCACAGAGUUAAUCACAAUAACCAUGGCAACAACCACUUGUCUCAAAAAAAAAAAGAAGAAUUUCCAAAAUGGAGACAUAUUUUUUGUCUGUAGACAUUGUCUAUACCAGAGAUAUUUGACCUAAAUGUAUUUCUUGUUUUCAGAAAUAAUAACAAUUAAGAUUAAAUGGUAACAGGACUUUUUUGUUGUCCACUUCUUUCUGUAAUCAUACUCGUGAUUGACAAAUUGGUCUCUUGCUUUGCAGUCGUCCAAUUUUGUUAAUCACGUGUAUGAUAACAACAGACCGAAUAAGACUCCACUCAGUCCUAUUACCAUUGUAGAUUGGCUGGAAAUGGUGGCAAAAAUCCAGCAAUUACUUGAAAUUUAGUCAGCAAAUAUUUCAUGACAGAAAGAAAUUUUCCAAUUUUGUGAAGGCUACUAGCCUUGAAUCAAGGCUCUAGAACAUUCAAUAAACACUUAACAUGGUGAAUUUUCAACUUUAUGUUGUUUUCAUGCAGAUCACCAUUAUACUAAAGAGUGAAUGAAUUUCUUUACGUCUUCCUAUCAAAUAAUAUUUUUAUUAAAUCUGAAUGAAUGGGUUUCAAAUAUGCAAAGUUUUCUACAUACUUUCACGGUAACAGACAUUAUGGAAAAAAAAUUUCCUUUUCAAUCCUCUGAGAAGCACCAACCAAAAAAUUGAUUUCCUUUGUAUUGAAAAGCUUUUGAAAUUUAUAUUAGAUAUCGCGAUGGUAAGUUUUUGUUUGAAUUGCUUCAUAAUUACCUGUAAAGGCAGAACUUGACGUUUUCAGUUGACUUAAAUGUGAAUAUACUUCUUAUUCUGAUGAAAACUAUGUUUUUCCAGUGUAAUUAUUUUUUUCAAUAUAGAAUGGACCAUAUACAAUGCUAGUUGUCGUUUCAGCUCUACCAAAGUCCUUAACUCUGUUUGAGACGACUGACUCCCCCUCCUUUCCUCCUGAAAACUAUGUGAUCCCAACCUCUCCCUUAAAAAAAACAUUUCUUCCAGCGGCUAUAAAAAUGACUCUUCCUUUAGUAUCGCUGCUAACCCAGAAAUUAAGCCCGAAACGACCAAACUUCCUUAAUGAUCCCCUCCUCCUAACCCUACCCCUACCUAUAACUUAGUCAUCCCCCGUCUGAAUGACCUGAAUUCUUUUCUAGUGAGAUCACGCGCAAAUCUGUCUGCUGCUGACGUUGUGAAAGUCAUCACGUGCAGUGUCAUCAGAAAUGUUGCGCUCUGCGAGUUAGUUUCACUUUUGAGCGUGGUUGCUUCCGAGCCGUACUUUGUCAUUUUGUUGGCUGAAAACGUCGACUUGUUCCCUCGAUAGUUCCUGAAAUCCUCAACGAAGUAAGUAUAGAUCAUUUGUAAUCAAGAUUCGAGAAGAAAAUUCCGACUAGCGUUUGUUUACAACGAGACCAAAGCUCGAUGUAAGUUCCAUUAAGGGUGUUGUCACAAAUUCUUGCUCUUAGACUCAAACUGCAAAGCUUAACGGCUCUAUGAACGAGUUCAACCCUGCUUCAUUUUAUCAUUUACUAAAUGCUGAGUCGAUUUCGUUUUGCAUACAACAAAUUAGGAAUGUGUCCUUCAUUCAUUUUCAGAACUAUACUUUCUUAGGUAGACGGAAUUAUUACAAUUCUUGAUUUGCUGAAUGGCAAAUCUUAUCUCGUAUGAAGAAACUGUGGUUAUUCAUCGUCGUUAAAUACAAUAUUAGCUAAAGUAUAAUCGUAUACAUUGCGCUUUGUUUUCACCUCCGAUUUACGUAGAUCGAGACGUUUCGCUUGCAAGCAAACGGCCCGGAGUCUUUUUCGUGCGAGCUCGGCCAUCACAAUCUACAGCGGCAGUAUAAAGAUCGAGAGACAAAGGAUACCACUUAUCGGCCAUAGUUGUUCCUCAAGGCAAUAAAAUUAGCCUCGCUGGUAAGUACAUUGUGUUAUAGAGUAAUUUAGUUGUUUCUGUAGCAGGCCAGGACUUGCUAAUUUUGAAACUGAAACUAAACAUUUACCUGCCUUUGGACAACAGAAAAAAUUACAGUACUAGUCUUCGAUUUCGAGAUUGAUGAAGGAUCUUGAUCUUUCUUUCUCUAUCGAUUUAGUCAUUGCGUGUGUUUUGAUGUUGGGGAAGUUUUUCGACUGUCGGUUGUCUGAGAGAAACAAACAGACAAAAAAAACUCCGCAGUCGAUUAGAGAUCCAAUAUUUCGAAUUCACCGUUCAGUCCACAAACAUUUUUCCCUAAUUUUGUAACGUUACACGCUCUUAGCUUGCUGUGCAUUUUGAUGAAGAAAGUGUAGGGUUUGUUUUAUUGCUGAAAAUUGUGAACUUUAAACUGAAUUGUGUGCGUUUGAAAGUUUUACCUCUGGUGAAAGACUCUCAAUUUAGAACAAUUUCUUUGUUUGCUCCAAGAAUUGUUUCAAUGCGGUUCGAAAAAAAAAUUUGAUCAGAACAUUCUAGAAGAAGAUAUGGGAAUAUGAUUGACCUCUGCCUAAGAGCUUACUCCAAUUACUUAAAAUAUCACACCAGACACGACUACAGUAAGAUAAUUGCCAAAUUUAGCAUUUUCUUGAUGUUGUCUUUUGUCUGCUUUGUAUUCAGAGAGGGAAUGUGGAAUGGUGUGCAAGUAAACCUCCCUUCCCUUCUUCCCAGAACCCACUCCUGCCGAUCAUGUCGAGAAUUUCUUAAAAUAUUGCUUUAAGGACCGUGAGGGAGCUGAUGUGCUUUGCUUUUUCACUUUGUAAUUUUUUCUUUAGCGGAUCAACGCACAAAUGUGACGUUUGCGGUUAUCUACGCCUUCAAAAGCACGCAAUGUCAUUGGAUUAUUAUUUGUUAGGGUCACAAUACGUGACACACUGGUUUUUCUUUCGUGUUCCUGUUUACGAGUUGACGGCUGGUUGCGCAUAAGUCAUUUUUGUUUCUUUUCUUGUGGAGUUGAAAUUUUGACAAACCCACUGUUGUACUUAUUGUAUAGAUUCUUUGAAAAAUAUAUCUUCAGUCUGUUAAAAAGGCUUCUUAAAAUCGAAUGUUUUAUCCUUGUUACUGUUCUGAAAAGGAAUUUGAUCAAAACAUUCUUGAACAUAAUUUAAGUUCGAUUGUUGUAGUAAUCAUAUCAGGCACGGGUGUCUGAAGAUUGCUUCUUCAUCUGCCUUUUUUCUUGAGUUAGGAUGCUAGAAUGGUGUGUAUGUAAAUGGCCCCCUUCCCCCUCCACCCCACUUUCGCUGAUAGGGGAGUUUUCUAGCGAGAAAUACAGUACUUGUCUUCGAUUUUGAGAUUGAUAAAGGAUCACGACCUUUUUUUGUCGGUUUAGUCAUUCCGUAUGUCUUGAUGUUGGGGAGGUUUUGCGAAUGUAUGUUGUCUAAGAGAACACCAUAGAAACAACUCCGCAGUCGAUUGGAGAUCUUUUCGAAUUCACCGUCGUCCAUUAAAAUAAACAAGCAUACAUUCCAGAAAACUGAUAUUGAUACGUCACACGCUAAAGGAGAAGGAGCUUAAUAAAACAGUUUUAACGAUCGUCACCCCAGAUUAGUGAAAAUGUCAAAAGUGACGUUAUUUGAUGCACUUAAUGAUUUGACCAUCUGAUGUGCUUCGUGUGUCAAAUGAACGAAAGAACUGCUUUGUUUUGUUAGAUAAUAAUGCUGAAAAAAAGCAAAAAGCAGAUGAACCCCAAUAUCAUUUCGUUAAAGCAGCAGAAUUUUUGGUGUGAGAAUUAUCCAUUUUUUAUGGACAACGGUACAAUAUGGAACAAAGUAUAAUCGUUUAUCGCGCUUUGUUUUUACUUUCAAUGUGCAGAUCGGGGCGUUUUGAUUGCAAUCCUUCUUCGUGCGAGGCCGGCCAUCACGAUCCACAGCGGCAGUGAAAAGAUCGAAAGACAAACGAUAGCAUUUAUCAGCCUUAGUUGUUCUUCAAGGCGCUGAAAUUAGCGUCGCUGGUAAGUACAUUUUGUUAUAGAGUAAUUUAGUUGUUUCUGUAGCCGGCCAUGACUUGCUAAUUUUGAAACUAAAACUAAACAUAUACUAGUCUUCUAUCUCAAGAUUGAUGAAGGAUCAGGAACUUUCUUGUCGAUUUAGUCAUUACGUAUGUUUUGAUGUUGGGGAAGUUUUGCGAAUGUAUGUUGUCUACGAGAACACCGUAGAAACAAACUGACAAAAACAACUCCACAGUCAAUUGAAAUGUUUUUCGAAUUCACCGUUGUUUAUAAAAAAUGUUUUCCCUAAUUUAGAAACCUUAUACGCUCUUUGCUAGCUGUGCAUUUGAAUGAUGAAAUUGUAAGUUAUGUUUUAUUGCUGAAGAUUGUGAACUUUAAACCGAAUUGUUCGAUCGAAAGUGUUUCCAUUCGUGAAAAACUCUUAAUUUAGACCUUUUUCCUAGUUUGCUCCAAGAAUUGUUUCAAUGUGGUUUAAAAACAAAAUUUGAGCAGAACAUUCUAGAAGAAGAAAUGCGAAUAUGGUUGACCUCUGUUCAAGAACUUACUCCAGUUACUUGAAAUAUCACACCAGACACGACUGCAGUUAGAAAAUCGCUAAAUUGAGUAUUUUCUUGGGGCUGUCUUUUGUCUGCUUUGUAUCCUGAGAGGGAAUGUAGAAUGGUAUGCAAGUAAACCCCCCUUCCCUUCACCCUAGAACCCACUCCUACCGAUUCGAGAAUUUCUUUAACUAUUUUCUUAAAGACUGGGGGGGAGCUGGUGUGCUUUGCUUUCCCACUUUGUAACGUUUUUACUUACAUCAAACUAAACAGCUCAGCUUACACUUAACGGAUCAGCGCAUAAAUGUGACGUUUGCGGUUAUCUACGCCACCAAAAAACACGCAAUGUCAUCGGAUUACUAUUUGUUAGGGUCACAAUACGUAACACACUGGUUUUUAUUUCGUGUUCCUGUUUACGAGUUGAAGGCUGGUUGCGCAUGAGCCAUUUUUGUUUCUUUUCUUGUGUGGUUGAAAUUUUGACUCUUACACGGAAAUCAAAACCCAUUGUUUUACUUAUUGCAUAGAUUCUUUGGAAAAGAUUUUUACAGUCUGUCUGUGAAAAAGGUUUUUUUUUAAAAUCUAAUGUUUUAACCUUGUUACUGCUCUAAAAAAGGGACUUCGAUCAAAACAUUCCUGACCAUAUUUUAAAUUCGAUUGAUGUUAUAUCGCGCCAGGCACCCGUGCUAGAAGGUUGCUUCUUCAUCUGUUGGUUUUUUUGAGUUAAGGAUGUAAGAAAGGUGUGUAUAUUAAUGCCUCCUCCCCACGCCCCCCCUCUCUCCCCCUCACCCCACUCUCGCUGAUGGGGGAGUUUUCUAAAAAAACCUACGUACAGGACCGGGAAAGGGAUUAUAUCCCAUACCCGAAAGUAACCAACUACUUCGUUCUACUUGUUUUUGUCAUUCAGUCCUUGGUUAUUCUGAAAGUGGACUUUGGUCCAAACAUUCUAUAACAGGGCGAUGAAACAUUGUUGACCUCUGUUCAAGAAUUCACAUUUCUUGCUUAAAAAAUGUCACGCCAGAUACUCGUAAGGUCAGCAAAUCACCAAAAUUUAGUAUUUCCAUGAUACUGUUCUAUUAUCUACUUACCAUUUAUGUGAGCAAUGUGAAAUAGUGUCUAAUGCGAGGAAUUUUUCACCGACUUUUGUAGAGGAGAGUAAGUUUGAAAAAUUUUUAAGAUCAACAGGUCAAGGCACAUUGUUGUGUUAAUUUGCUGGGGGCCAAAAAUGGACCAAUGAUGAAACCAACGCGAAAACAAUUAAUAUAAUACCAGCAGGGUGCAGCUAUUUAGGGAUGUGAAUAAUGUGCAUUACGACAAAGCCAGAUUAGCUUUCGCUUUUGAGUCCCUCGAGUGUUUUGUUGACUACAGAAAGCAGCCUAUGUUCUUUAUCGCAAAUGAAGUAUGCAUACCGCACCAAAAGGUUUCUAAAACUUAAACGACGGUACGUGUACUUCAAUCCAUUUACAUGAAAGUUAUGUGUAGCAGUUAAAACUCGUUUUAAACGGAAAAUAAACUCGCAUACAUUCUAGAAUACUUAUAUCGAUGCGACACAAGCUGGCGGAGAAGGAGCUUAAUAAAACAGGGGUCAGUUCAAUAAAGAAAUUACACUUGUAGAUUCUACAGUUGUAAAAAACGCAUGUAAAGUCCGACUUGUAAAUACAAGAAUUCAAUAAAAAAAAUUCAAACACUGGAAUUUACACGUGUACAAGCAGUCUUACUACAAGUGUUAAUUACAAUUGUAACCGUACAAUUGUAAAUAGCACUGAGUGGAUAUGUAAACUACAAGUGCAAAUUAUUUCAGCUCAGUGCGGAAAAUUUAUUUCGUAGACCGCGUCUAUUCUUUCCCUGUCGUCGAAAUCCCAGAAAUUGCUAUUAGCGCAGCUUGUGAGGGAUAACAAAUCAGUUGUUUUGGCUCCAUUUUCCUCGACUAUAACGAAAAAGGCGAAACAGGAGGCGUGGGAAAGCAUCUUAAGACAACUGAAUGGUGUUGGAGCGAACGUCGACAACAUGAAAACCCUGAGAGAUGUUAUCUGGGCAAACAUUCGCCGCGGUACGAUAAAAAAAGUCAGUGACUCGAAAAAGACCGGUGCAGGAGGGAGUGAACUCACAGAGCUGGAUGAUACAGUCCUUGAUAUACUUGGAAGAGAGAGCGCAAACUUGGAGCCUGUGAAGGUUGAAGACACACCAAUUGUGUUUGAGAGUGAAGAGGUUGUCUGCACUACACCUGAGACCGAAGUUGAGAUAAUUUAGAAUAACCAGAAACAACAUUUAUAAAUCAAAAUGUCCUUCUUUCGUUUCUCUGCGAGCAAGUUGUCAAUUUUAAGCUAGGUCAGACGCGAUUAUCGCGUUCCCUAAUGAAAAUGUUUCUUUCUUACUUUAAUCGCAACUUAGCUUCGUUCAAACGCGAUGAGUUUAAAGAUGAGAUUUUCAUGUAUCUACCAAUCUUUUGUUCAUUUAGAUGCAAAAGAAAAGCAUGAAACAAAACCUUCAGCCAAACCAAAGGAAGCCAAAGAAGACAAGACAUCAGUAUUCCAAAAGCCUACCAUCAAAUCGAAGAAGGGGCUGAAAAAGGCCACUGUCAGUUCCACAGCAGAAUUAGAAGACAUAUUACGAAUUAGGAAAAGAAAACUACUUUUAGAGUGUUCAAAGUUGUCCUUGGAGAUUAAAAUAAUGAAGAAAGAUUUCGAGGCGAUGGAUUAA
Molecule: messenger RNA, 9079 nt
Organism: Pocillopora meandrina
Lineage: Eukaryota; Metazoa; Cnidaria; Anthozoa; Scleractinia; Pocilloporidae
Source: the annotation of a GenBank genome assembly